Molecule: messenger RNA, 6578 nt
Organism: Choloepus didactylus (southern two-toed sloth)
Lineage: Eukaryota; Metazoa; Chordata; Mammalia; Pilosa; Megalonychidae
Gene: FAM168B
Product: family with sequence similarity 168 member B
Exons: 7
Coding region: 1375-1962 (195 amino acids)
Source: RefSeq, a predicted model, not a curated record
GGGGGAUGGUGAGUGUUCCUGCACUUGGAUUUAGGAUCCUGGCGGUCUUCAUCAUUUCCAGCGUCUACCCACAGGGUGGAAAAAUGUUCCAUUCGCUGACAGAGACCGAGCGUUUUCUCUCCAGCUCGAAAGGGCACCAUUUAGGCUUCUAGUAAGGUUUUCUCCAGAAAGGAUGUUUUGUGGCCCAGCACCGAUUAACUUUGAAAAAGAAUGCAUCCUUGCAACAGCUCCACGGAUGGGGCUCUUUUCUUCUGUAGGAUAGGUAGAGGUCAAGUGUGCGUUUAAUGGAUCGUCUGAGUUACCGUUUCACCAAGUCACAAGUAAAAAUCACUCGGAGUGUUUUGGUACGCAAAGAAGGCUUUAAAGAUGAAAACUUCCCCAUACCUUAAACUCUCAAGUCACUUUGUGUAAUUUGAGAUUGUCUCAAACGUGAUGAAAGACUUUAAAACUUUUUGUUUUUGUUAAUGAUGGGAACACAUUUUUGAACUUAACGUGGAGAGGUAGUGGAUUACUUUUGCUUUGACAGCCAAGAAUUGAACUAUUUAAGGCUGUUUUUUCUUGUGUCGAAGCCUCCGUGGUGCAAAUCGUGACAGUUUUGUUGUUUCUUUUAAGCAUUAUAAGCGGGCUUACUUCGGGGCGUGUGUUUGCCUAUAUUUCUCAUGUGUGGUCGUGUUGGUGAGUAAAUGCGAGUUAGGGUCUGGAAAAAGGCCUCGCAGGCGUUGGAGGUUUGGGCUCAGCCUCCUCCGGGUUUGGGUUAUGGGCUGUGCAGCCCUGGCGGGCUCGGAGAAACGCCCCGGAGUUUUCUCUGCUCCCUGCGCCUGCUGUGUGGAGUAGACCUGGAGCCUGGGACGGGGCGAGGGGUGGAGGCAGUGCUGCGAGGGCUUUGCAGCGCCUGCCCCCUUGUCAGGGCCCAGUGUAUUUGUUGAGAUUUUUAGUUACUGUUUUGCUCUGCAGCUGCCUGUCAACUCGUUUUCAUUUUUAGGUUAGACAAAAUUGUAAUGCCAAAAUACUUGAAUUCCAAACAUCAGGAAAAUAAGAGUUGUGGAAUACGACACAGGUAGGGGAUUAGAAUGAGGGGAAAAACCACAUCGGAAGUGCAUUUGCAAAUAUUGUUUUAACUUUUUAUAGGUUCUGUGGUUAAAACGGAAAUUUUUAUCUACCGUAAGUGUCCUAGACAGAGCUCUUUUCCUGGGUCAGUUGAUAACAGUUUUAAAACAACAGUGUACCAGUGCAAGAGAGUGAUAGUUACUUUUACUUUUCUCACUUCCUGUGUUCCACUCUUCUUUAUCUGUGCAGUCUGUCCGAUUGUCUGUUCAGAAACACCUGCGUUUCUCCCAGUGGUUUGCAGACCUUGAAAGUGAAGUUCUUGAAAUCAUGAAUCCUGUUUAUAGCCCUGGAUCUUCUGGGGUUCCCUAUGCAAAUGCCAAAGGAAUUGGUUAUCCAGCUGGUUUCCCCAUGGGCUAUGCAGCAGCAGCUCCUGCCUAUUCUCCUAACAUGUACCCGGGAGCAAACCCUACCUUCCAGACAGGUUACACUCCUGGCACACCUUACAAAGUGUCCUGUUCCCCCACCAGUGGGGCAGUGCCACCGUACUCCUCCUCCCCAAACCCCUACCAGACUGCUGUGUACCCCAUGCGAAGUGCCUACCCCCAGCAGAGCCCGUAUGCACAGCAAGGCACGUACUACACACAGCCCCUGUAUGCAGCUCCCCCGCAUGUCAUCCACCACACCACGGUGGUGCAGCCCAAUGGCAUGCCGGCCACGGUGUACCCUGCGCCCAUUCCCCCGCCCAGGGGCAACGGGGUCACCAUGGGCAUGGUGGCUGGGACCACCAUGGCCAUGUCAGCAGGCACUCUGCUGACUGCUCACUCCCCAACUCCUGUCGCCCCCCACCCAGUCACUGUGCCCACGUACCGGGCCCCAGGAACACCCACCUACAGCUACGUGCCCCCUCAGUGGUGAUCACUCUGCAAAGGUCUGAGGAUGGAGCUGUGCAGUCACAUCACAGAGGUUUCACAGCUGGUGCUGCAGGCCUCGCGCCUCCAACCAGGACUCUCUUCUCAAUGCUCUCGACACUUAGCUAAACACCAUGAUGUUCUGGCCCAGCAGGCCCAGCGCCGGUAGUCUUCAGCUAACUCUCUGGGUUGGUCUUACAGCAAAUCCUGUUUUAUGUGGACUGCCUGGCAACUUUUUAGCUAACUAUAAUGAUAAAAAGGGAGUAUUAAUCUAUUCUGAAUCAUAUCUAGUUGAAUGCAUGUUUUAAAAAAAAUACAAAAACAAAGCUUGCUCAAUCUACCUGCAGUGACUGAUGCAAAACCAUCAUAUGCAAAAUCCAAAGGAAUGGAAAAGUAUUUUACAACUUGUAUCACUAAUGCACUGUUGUAAUGUAUGCAAAGUCUUAAAGUUAUAAGUGUAAAGUGAAUUUCUUCAUAGAGCAUCUGAAAUGUCCUAGAUAAUUCUUCAGCCUCUUGGGGUUGAUGUGGGUUGCCAGUUAGGAACUUGGACUUUUCAUUUUAGCUGUGUGUUUCUUCCCAUGACUGCACUGUGUAGGUCACAGGUGGUGAUUGACACAGCCAGGUCAGUGGGCACUUCCUUUUCUUUCCAGUUAGGCCCGGGGGUCAGUGAACCGUGGACAUUCUUACAGAUGGUAAGGAAAUACUAGAGUUGUGUGGCCAGUACAGUUAGGGUAGCAGGUGGUUUGUGUAUUAGCAAAACAGUUUUCUCCUGUCUAAAGUUUCAUUACAAAUCUAUUACAAAUUAGAGAUGCUCUUUUAUAUGUCUUCAUUGGAGAAGUCCUAUAUAGACUUUAUUAUUUUCCUGUGAUGGAAGGUAAUGUGAAAGAGAAAACCACACUUGGAGGAGGUAUUGGCCUCUGCUUUAUUUAGCUUAGAAAAUCAUUCCAGUUUUCUUUUUUCCCCCUGAGAAAUGUUUGAGUCUGCUGCAAACAUAUGUAAGCAUCGCUGUCCCUCCCUGCCCCACCCCAAAGAAGGGCAAAGAUUUCAGCUGUGUGUUUUGAAGCAAGUUGUGUAUUUAAGAAUUAUUAAAAGGGAACAGAACUUUAUUUAAAAUUCCUCAUGUUUCUUGUAGCGUGGAUUGUGCAUACACUGUGGCAGGGCCGUGGAUGGGUCUGACAUGUGGGAGCCUGCAGUUCCUCCGGGCACUGUCCGUUUGACAGUGACUUGCCCUCUCAGACUAGCUGGAAGGUGCCCUAGAAUGGGGCUGAGAGGAGGGUAAGGGUGGGGGUGGCAUCUGUGGUCUGGGAGCCUCCUCUGCUGUCUGUUCAAGCAAGCGUGGACAGCAGAAAGGGCCAGCCAGCACUGGAAUGCAUUCACCUGCCCAGGCUACUAUGGAAAGAAUUUUGAUUUUAAGAUCUGAAUAUUGUAUAUAAGAAAUCAGGAGUUUUUUUUUUUUUUUCUUUUUUAACCUAAAUAUACCCGAUUUGUAAUGAUGAGAGUGUGUUUCUGUGUUCUCAGAUGUCACCAGAGGGGGCUCAUGAGAAUUUUGUUCCCUUUAGUGGUCUACCAGGCUGUGUGUUUUGCACCUUGUUUCCACCCCAGAUGCGUUUGGAGGGGAGGGCUGUGGGCUGUGGUUGGGGGGAGGGGGUUCUGCUCUUCUUGCGUCUCUGGCCUGGGCCAGGGCAAUGCCAGCUUGGUGAUGCCCCCACUAGCAUUCAGCCCUAGGUGGUGGGUGGUACAGCUGACCACUGAGCCUUUGGUAACCUUAUUUUUUAAUAAGUAGUCCUCAUAUUUUUUUUUUCCACAUUUUACUUUAUAAGAAGUUUAAUAAUAUUUUUGCAUGGAUCAUUGUAAACAGAGGAUUCCUUCUUCCUAAUGUUUGUUAACAGAGGGGUUCCUGGUAAGUACUUUAAAUUGCUUCAUGAGCACUUAACCCACCUCAGUGUGUGCGUGUAAUUGUGUGUGCAUGCGAGUGUGUGCAUGUGUGAGUGUGUGAGUGUAGCAGACAUGUACCCCAGACACACGGUGUGGAUCUGUCCAUUUUCUCAAGUCUGUGUUGAUGAUCCAUUUGUGCAGUGAAUGGGUUUGCAAUAUUGACAAGCUCUAAGGCUCCAGGGCCUGAAUUGACUGACUGAUAGAGAAGUCAGUUUUCCCAGUUAUGUGAUAAUACAUUGGGAGAAAGAACUCAUGAUUUUAGGAUGUGUUUAAUAAAAGCCCCAAACAACAAAACAAAACACACAGAUACUACCUGUAAGGUAGAAAGUCAUUUGAAUUAGGAAGAAGUUAGAUAGGAUGUUUCUUUAAGGCUCAUGAGUGCUGAAUUAGUGUUUUAGAAAGAGAGGGAGGGAGUAGGUUGCACCCUUCACCUCCACCCCAUUUUACAGCAGCUUCAUGAACACUUUUUUCCCCCUUAUAGUUUUCUUUGGAAUCUUUUUUCCUUUUUGUGAAGUUGAGUUGGGAUACUGUUUAGCAUUAUGGAAUACAUCCAUGAGGAACUCUUUCCAAUUUUGGAGCUAUUAGGGCCUUGGCUGUCAGUAUUGACAUGUUGAAAGGUAGAUCGUGUCCAUCAGGAGAGAACCUGGGCAUACAAAUAGGAACAAAACUGUCAUAGGUUGUUUAUAACUUUAAUAGCAUUUAGUUUCAGUAAUGCUAAGGAAUAGAACUUGGGUUGAAAUCUUCUUAUAAAGUUGCAUAAUUUGGGAUCCCAAGCAAAAUAAGUGAAACAUGCUGAGAAAUUUUGCUUUCCUGUUGUUAUUUUGUUUUGUUUUGUUUUUUUGGUGACAUUCCUGAUUUGAGAUUUCUUCAGCUGCAUUAUGGUUCUUCUAGAAGUUGAAACAGGCAAUCAAAGUCCCAAUUCCAGUAAACAUGGAGAACAUUAUGGAUAUGUUUUCAAACUUCUGUCCUGAGGUCUUUGGGGUCUUUUAUGUUAUGUGGGUUGAUGCUGCGCUUCUCUGCCAUGGGUUUAGUAGCUCUGGUCUCGUGGAAGCAAGCCAGCAUCAGGACCAGGCCAUUCAUGGUGUCCGUUGCGCUCAUCUGCACUGAGGUCCUUCCAGAACCUUCCAUGUCUCGUGAUAACUCUCUUAAAAACAUUCUUCUUGUUAGGGUUUUAGGCCCUCCAACUGUGACUCUGUGAAACUGUUUCUUGAGUGCUAUGCAAUGUAUUUCCAGGCAUUGCAAGGCCAGGCACUGGCUGGUGCCCGGGCGCUAUGCAGUGAGUCUCCUGCCCUGCCCUUCCCGAGCUGUGCAUACAGUGCCUUGCUCCAUCGGGUGGCAUCCACAGGCUGAUGAGUGAGGUCCAGGAGGUAGUUGGCAUGUGUCCCUUGGGGAGGUGUCAGUAGAGAGAGGAAAUACAUUCAUGUAGACUUUUUGCAGUGUUCUUCUCUGGCAGUGUUGCUCCCAUGCUGGUUCCCGAGAGCAUGCCAUUGGGGCCGUAAGGGAUGGCACACCAGCUGUGUAAAUACCGGGGUCUCAAAGGAAACCAGACUUCUUCACCUGUCCUUUCUACACCUUUGGAAACAGUAUUACUCUGAUCAGUUGGGCCACUUUCUCCUCCUCCGGCAGCUAAGAGCUGGACACCCCAGCAUUGCCAGCCCUGGGCAGUGCCCAGAACGGCAGACACUGUUCCCAACACUUCCAGGGGUGCAGGGCAGGGUUGAGGGCCUGUGGCUUCACCAGCUUCUGGAGCAUGAGGUGGGGCAGCUUCUGGUUCUUCUUUCUGGUGCUUUUUGGGAGCAGGGGGUCUGAAGAGGAAUGCAGUUGGCUUAGGGGAACAGGCACAGUGCUUGGCUCUGCUCUCCAGCACAUCUCAUUUUCUUGUGUGUUUUUUUUUCCCCUGAGCUGUUUAUUACUCAACCUAAGCUAGCUUUCUGAAGGUGCCAUGGAUGCGUGAAUAUAUGAUGACAUGUGAGGGGGACGAUGGGAUCAUUGCAGGUGGAAAACUGCAAAGCUGAGCUUAGAUACAUCUAUUUUGGAAAGUCCCUCCACCCCCACCCCCAAUUCAAUUGAAAAACAGAAAACCUGUGGGAGAAACUUUCUGGUCAGGUCUCGCUGUCCACUUGGGGCAGGGAGACAGAGGAGAGGUAAAAGAAACUUGAGGGGAUCCAGGGAGCCCCAGGGCAGUUCAGGAGGUGGGGUGUCUCUCGGUGGCGACAGGCGCCUGUGGGCCUCCCGGGGCCAGGUGGAAGGCCUUGUGCUGGUGGGUCCCCUCACAGCCCACCUGCAGACGCGCUCAGCAGUGAGGUGGCCAGCCCGACAGGCUGGGGGUGGCCUCUCAGAGCCCAUGGGUUGUGACUGAAUAGGAAAUUGUUCCCCCCCUUUUUUUUUAAUGACUUUUAAAUACUGUUUUUUAGACCAUUCUAUUGGUACUUUUUUAAGCUUAAGUCAGCAUUGUCUUCCAGUGUUACAGGCAUCCUCCCCUCUGCAUUGAACUCAACUGUCAUACAAAGGGAUGGAAAAUUCAUCCUGAGCCAGUUCAAUGAUAUGUAAAUUCAUACUGUUUUAAUUUUUUAUGCAAUCUGAUGAGUAGAUGAGCUCAGAUUUAAAAUUCUUAAAAGCACGUUUAUUGUAACAAGAAUUGUUAUGUAUUAAUACUGCAGUUUUCAAUAAAGAUUGACUUGUGUUGCA